GGAGGGGCGGUGAAUAAGCAGAUCUUUGAAGGCCGGAAAAGUUCAGAAAGCUUCUGAAGCCCCUGCAACACCCACGGCUGGAAGAGUUCCAUCCCUGAGAUUCCUCUGCAUAAACCUCAGGUUGUCUUGCUCGGAUGCACUGCGGCCUAUCCGGUCCACAUUCCACCACCCAGCAAGAACGAAGGGAAGCCAGUUUGCUGACAAUGAAAGAGGAAAGCAUGUGCCCAGAUUCACCGGAAGACAGCUUGGUCACCAGCGAGGAAGAAAGCGAGAGGUUGCCCAAGAAGGGUCUUCGCAAGAGGAGCCAGCUGGGCAAGCUUCUGACAUCUUCAGCUCCGCAUGAAUGCAGCACGCCUUCCCCACAGGGUAAACGCAGCAAACGUAGUCCCGUGCCACAGACCUUCGAGGACAUGCACACACAGCGGGUGAUCGCCAACGUGCGGGAGCGCCAGCGUACCCAGUCGCUGAACGAUGCCUUUGCCGAACUCCGCAAAAUCAUACCCACACUGCCUUCUGACAAACUCAGCAAGAUCCAAACACUCAAGCUGGCUGCCCGCUACAUUGAUUUCCUCUACCAGGUCCUGCAGAGUGAUGAACUGGACCACAAGAUCUCCAGCUGCAACUUCCUGGCCCACGAGAGGCUCAGCUAUGCCUUCUCGGUCUGGAGGAUGGAAGGGGCAUGGUCCAUGUCAGCAUCUCACUGAGAUCCGGUUGGAAGGUAAACGCAGCAAGAAAGCCACCAUGCGCCAUGCUUCUGCCUCAGACAAGAGCAACGAUGGGACGCCUAUUGAGAGGAACUGAAGGCCCCUUUCUAGGUGCUUUUCCAUCCCCAACAUGAUGGAAAGGAAGCUCAAUGUGGAUCCAGGAGUGGAGACUCCCAUGCUUUCAUGCGGUGGCUUUGGGAAGCACGAUGCCUCAGAGCAGUGACCUCAAUAGGCACGGAUGACUUUGCUUGUAACAAGCCGAUCUCAAAACGUCUACGGAACUCUUUCAGGAGCUAAUUUAUUUUUUUUUUUGAAUUUGCAGGUUUUAAGAAUACUCUUUUUUUU
This is a messenger RNA of Heteronotia binoei (common prickly gecko), 1049 nucleotides long. Its product is annotated as twist-related protein 2-like. The record is from RefSeq and is a predicted model, not a curated record. NCBI's taxonomy places the organism in Eukaryota, Metazoa, Chordata, Lepidosauria, Squamata, Gekkonidae. Gene Ontology annotation, biological process: regulation of transcription by RNA polymerase II; developmental process. Gene Ontology annotation, molecular function: protein dimerization activity; DNA-binding transcription factor activity, RNA polymerase II-specific; RNA polymerase II transcription regulatory region sequence-specific DNA binding. The transcript has 2 exons. Bases 135 to 704 code for a protein of 189 amino acids.